Scaptodrosophila lebanonensis is the source of this 3387-nucleotide messenger RNA. RefSeq lists its product as uncharacterized. Bases 318 to 3137 code for a protein of 939 amino acids. The record is from RefSeq and is a predicted model, not a curated record. NCBI's taxonomy places the organism in Eukaryota, Metazoa, Arthropoda, Insecta, Diptera, Drosophilidae. Gene Ontology annotation, molecular function: protein binding. The transcript is spliced from 2 exons.
AGCAGCAACAAGAGUGUCGAGUGCCAGAGCGUUUUUAUUGUCUGACACUCGAGUACGCAACGUGAUUCUGGAAGUGAAACAGUUGACAGAUUUUGAUGAGCAAGUUGGCUGAGUGGAUGGCGGUUUUGUUACUUCUGAGAGGAGGAAGCAGUGAGAGUGACAGCGACGCCUAAGUCUAAACAAGUGUUGGCUUGUCUUCAUUUGCCAAGCAACAGUGUCGAGCAUUUUUGAAUACUGCUAUACACAAUUAGAAAUAGCAAUCAGGGUGCUGCCAACUUACUCCCAAAGAGCUUGAAAGACACACUAUAGCAUCAAACAUGCAAGCAUACAAAUUGAAAGAUCGUUCUAUUGUACAACUCCUGGUUCUGCUGCUGCUCCUGCGCAGCGUUCGCACCUGUCCUCCUGAAGUUUGCGUCUGCAAAUGGAAGGGCGGCAAGCAGACAGUGGAAUGUGGCGGUCAACAGCUACCUUCCUUGCCCGAGGGCAUGGACCCAGGCACCCAGGUGCUCAACUUCAGCGGCAACGCUCUCCAGGUGCUGCAAAGCGAGCGAUUUCUGCGCAUGGAUCUACUUAAUUUGCAGAAGAUCUUUCUCUCCCGUAACCAACUCAUACGGAUACAUGAGAAGGCUUUUCGUGGACUGACAAAUCUUGUGGAGCUGGAUCUCAGCGAGAACACACUCCAGCAUGUACCGAGCGAAACUUUUCAGGACUAUAGCUCCCUUAUGCGCCUCUCACUGAGUGGGAAUCCCAUACGAGAGCUCAAGACAUCGGCCUUUAGGCAUUUGUCAUUCCUAACCACACUCGAGCUCUCUAAUUGCCAAAUAGAGCGCAUUGAGGACGAAGCCUUUGUGGGCAUGGAUAAUUUGGAGUGGCUGCGAUUGGAUGGCAAUCGCAUUGGUUUCAUACAAGGUGCUCACAUACUGCCCAAAUCGCUGCAUGGCAUUAGUUUGCACAGCAAUCGUUGGACCUGCGACUGUCGACUGCUCGACGUCCAUUCCUGGCUGGUCAACUAUAACACGCCACUGAGUGAGGAGCCCAAGUGCAUGGAACCGACACGACUGAAGGGUCAGAUCAUAAAAGGUCUGCGUAAAGAGGAACUGGCGUGCCUUCCCGAAGUAAGUCCACAGUCGACAUACACUGAAGUCUCGGAGGGUCGCAAUAUGUCUAUCACUUGCAUGGUGCGAGCGAUACCCGAGCCCAAGGUACUGUGGCUUUUCAAUGGACAGGUGAUGAGCAACGACAGUUUCGUGGAUAACUUACACAUGUACUAUUACAUAGACGAGAGUGGAAGCAGUGGUGCCGAAGAGAAGCGCAGUGAGAUAUUCAUCUAUAAUGUAGGUGCUGAAGACAACGGGACCUUCUCCUGCGUCGGUCAAAAUAUUGCGGGUACCACGUUUAGCAAUUACACGUUGCGUGUCAUUAUCAAGGAGCCACCGGUGGUGAAUGAGGUUUCGUUUCCACGAGACUAUAUGAACUAUAUUGUAGCCAGUAGCGCUGGAGGAGGCAUUAUCUUUCUCGUCCUCCUCUGUACCAUUGUGGUCAAGUGCAAACAAAAAGAACCUGCGAAGAGAAAGAAAUGUGGCACUGGUGGUGGAGCAGUCACAAGUAUUGCAGGGGCCACCGAUUCCACAGCAGGAAGCACACAGGAUACGGGCCUAAUGAAGUGCGCUUCCAUUCUCACCGAUGGUGACAGCCUGAAUGGGGGGGCGGGACUGUUGCUCUCUGAUAAUCUCACACCCACCAAGCUCUGCAAAGAAGCAAAUGGAGCUGCAGGUGGUGGCAUAAUACUCGGAGGUCAAAUGAAGCAGAACUUACUGCUGUACGCACCGCAGCAGCAACAACAACCACUACAACAAUCACACCACUUGGAGCAUGCCUUGCAGCUGAACGUGAAUAUGAUGAACGCUGGAGCAGCCUCCCCACCAGCGGGGACGCCUCUCCUACUGAGCAAUGGACUCGCCUACUGCUCACCACCCACCUCUAUGCGCAACUAUCAGGAGAAGAAUCCUGAUCUCGUCAACGAUGCCGAGAGCGUCAAGCACAAGCUAAAGACGGCAGUCUCACUCGAUGGGGCAUCGGACUACGAUGCGGCUAGCGAUUGCUCUGGACCUUGCAGCAUACAGAGCGGUCUCUCGCAGACCCCCGUGCAGUACGACGGGUGCUAUCAGCUCGCCACUCCUCAGUUGCUUGCACGCAUGCCACCGUCUUCGGUGGCGGGCAACAUGAGCUCUCGUUUUGCGGCUGCGAUGACGACAUUACCGCGCGGCAUGCAACUUAAAUCGGUGCUAAGCAGCGGUGCAUCUACAGCCGCUCCCCAGCAUCAGGUAGAUGUGCAUCUCAAUCCUGUUUGUUUUUUGGGCCAGGACGGUUUCGCCUACGACUACAGCAGUGCGCAUUUGGUGCCGCAGCAGACACCACCAGCCACCCAUCCUCACCAGCAACAGCAACUUCAGUUGCAGGCAGCGCAACAGCAGAACUUCUACCGAACUCUGCCGCACAAUCGCGCCCACAAACAGCAACAGUUUGCUGCCGCUUCAGCGGCUCAGAACUCGAACAUGCGCUACAGUCUGGAAGCGGAGUUCGUACAGCGUUCUAGCACGCCCACCGGCUAUGAGAAAUAUCUGCCCAAUGUACGCUUCACCGCAGAGGGCUAUCCCUCGUCCCAACAGCAGCACCAACAGCAGCAGCAGCAGCAGUUUCCUUCGCCACCCGAGGGCUACAAGACCAGUGACGGCCAGCUGCCCAUGUCAAUGCCGCUACCAAUGCCCGCCUUUCAGCAGUGGCCCAGCUGUCUGCCCGGGUAUCAUCAGCAGCAAUCGCCUUCUCAGGCGCCACCGGCAACAGUUGCAUCACCAUCAACAACUACCUCAAGUCAGCCAACGAGCGGAAGUAAACGCUGCACUUCAGCACAGCCAGACAACUCCACAAUACUCGAGUGCGAUGAGAGCGAGGCAUCGCCAUUGGCCACCAGGGCUGCUGGUGAGGCCGAGGAGGAUGCGGCAGCUGCAGCGGAAGAAGCGGCCGACAGCACUAAUAGCGCAGAGGAUACGUCUAAGCUGAAACAACUAAAUGGACCGCUUGCUGACAGUCCAGAUGAGGGCUAUGUGGGUGAUGCCCAAGAAACGAGCGAUAUAUGACAGCGGAGCGGUAGCGCCUCGAAUCAGAGCGCUGCCUACCCCAGCAGCGUGAAUGCCUUAGACGAUUCAGUGGCUUUGUAAUUGGACGCCCAAGCAAAAGGCGUGCCAGCUUAAUUAGAUGUAGGCUUAUGUUAUUUUUUGUGCUCUCCCAUCAGUUCCACCAUUUCCGAAGCUCGCCCAUUUUAGCUCUUUUUUUCUCUAGUAGAACUAGGAUUGGGUGAAAAUGAAUUAGUGAGGACAGAACAAAGGC